AUGCCCGGAGUCUGGAAUGUGGUGUGCCUUGGGAUGCUGUCCUGCUCUGUCUGGGUGGUACGGGUUGGCUGUGACCCUCAGGGAGACCGGCUCGGGCACGAGGUCAGGGACGCGGUGCUGAGGGAGCUGGGGCUGGCGGACGUCCCGCGCCUGACCAAGAGGGACCUGGAGGAGGUGGUGGUGCCCACCCGCCUGAGGAACAAGUACCUCUCCAUGCUGCAGCUCCACAAGGAGAAGGAGAGGAAGCGGAGGGCCCUGCCCAGCCUGGCCGGCAUCUUGCGGGGAGUUCCUGGCAACGCAGACACCACCGGCGACGUGCUCUACUCGGACCCCACCAGGCAGAGGCUGGUUUUCGACAUGAAGGGGCUGAUCCCCGACAACAGCGAGGUGACCCUGGCCGAGCUCAAGCUCUUCAAGAAGGGCGUCCGCAAGGGAGAGCUCCCUGCCCGGAGACACGGCCGGCCAGUCAACAACGCCAGGGUCAGUGUGUACUGGGUCAAGACCCUGGCCGACGGCACCAAUAGGACCUCCCUCAUCGACUCCAGGCUGGUCCCCAUCCUCGACUCUGGUUGGAAGAUGUUCGAUGUCACCCAGGCCAUCCACUACUGGCAGAACACCGAGGAGCUCCGCAUGUACCUGGAGGUGUGGAUUGAAGCUGAGCGUCCGGGGCGGCAUGCGGCUGAGCUGGCCAGGUUCGUCAGCUUUACCUCCCAGGAUCCCACCAACCGGAUGCUGGGAAAACCGGAGCUGGUCCUCUACACCCUCAGCUUCAGUGAAUAUGGUGCCGUUGGCGACUGCGGGGGGAGCCGAACCCGGAGGAGCAGAGCGUGCUGCAGGCAGGAAUACUUCAUCAACUUCCGGGAGCUGGCGUGGACCCAGUACUGGAUCAUCGAGCCCCCCGGCUACCAGGCCUUCCGCUGCGUGGGGGGGUGCAAGCAGCCGCGGUGGCCCUUCGAGUACGGGGAGAGGAGCUGCGCGGCGGUGGAGAGCGCCUCGCUGCCCAUGAUGUACCUGGUGAAGAAGGGCGACUACACGGAGAUCGAGGUGGCCGAGUUCCCCAACAUGAUCACCGAGAAGUGCGGCUGCAGCACCGACAACAUCUCGGUCAUAUAGCCGGCUGGGGCAGUGCUGACCUGUCACCCUUGACAGCACCUUCCCCGCCCCCCCCCCCGCCCACUGACCCUCCCCUCCUUCCACUUUAGGCCCAGCCGGCCUACGUCACCGUGGUUACCGGCCCUGCCACCUCUCUUGAUGGCCACCCCAGCAGGAAGGGCAGAGGGUUUUAUUCGGGGAGGGGUGUUGCUGAGUUCUCGUCGAGCCUCCGCCCUCAAAGUGGAGGGCUUUUUAUCCGGAAUCGACCCCGCCAGAUCCAUUUCCUGUCGUCGGGCGCCGCGGGAGGGUCUCGGCGUUAAUCGUUCUAUCCUGGUCCCCGUUGGGAAGAUGAUGGUU
This is a messenger RNA of Pristis pectinata (smalltooth sawfish), 1449 nucleotides long. RefSeq names its product left-right determination factor 1-like. The coding region runs from base 1 to 1113 and encodes 370 amino acids. Gene Ontology annotation, biological process: SMAD protein signal transduction; BMP signaling pathway. Gene Ontology annotation, cellular component: extracellular region. Lineage: Eukaryota; Metazoa; Chordata; Chondrichthyes; Rhinopristiformes; Pristidae. The record is from RefSeq and is a predicted model, not a curated record. Gene Ontology annotation, molecular function: transforming growth factor beta receptor binding; cytokine activity; growth factor activity. The transcript is spliced from 4 exons.